Molecule: messenger RNA, 2585 nt
Organism: Pecten maximus
Lineage: Eukaryota; Metazoa; Mollusca; Bivalvia; Pectinida; Pectinidae
Product: solute carrier family 46 member 3-like
Exons: 4
Coding region: 59-1417 (452 amino acids)
Biological process (GO): transmembrane transport
Cellular component (GO): plasma membrane
Molecular function (GO): transmembrane transporter activity
Source: RefSeq, a predicted model, not a curated record
AAGUCAAACCCAGCAUGGUACUCUGAGGUGGUCACACGGAAUACUUGGAAUAGUGAUAAUGCUAUUUUUGUUCAGUAUGGUUCUUUCGUCAUUGGUGACGUCACAGUACGUAGUUUAUCACCUGCAAACACACAUGUUUCCGAACUCAAGUUAUUCUGCGUCGGAUGGGUCAACCUGUAAUGUUAACACAUCUUCAGAGGAGUAUCAGCAGAGGACGGCGGUACAGAAAUCUGCCUCACAUCUUAAUAUUUUCAUAAAAAUAAGUGAUACUAUACCAGCUCUCAUUACCAGCGCCAUCAUUGGCGGCCUUAGUGAUCGGUUCGGAAGGACCCGGAUUCUAACGUUUAACGCACUAUUCUGUUGCCUAGCGACAUGUUGUUCUAGUGUUAUCAUUUAUUUCGAUAUCGACAUUUACUACUUCUUAAUCAGCAGUAUCUUGUACAGCGCUGGGGGAGGUCUAUACGGUGCUCUUUCCAUUGGAUACGCCUAUAUCUCUGAUGUGACAAGUCCUGGAAAACAGCGAACGUUGAUGAUUACUUUUCUUGAAGCAUCCAUCGGAAUUGGUUCGGGAGCAUCCGGGCUCGUUUCUGGAUACAUCAUUGAGAGUAUUGGCUUCUUCUAUGCCAAUAUAUGUGUGUGUGCUUCGGCGGCCUGUUCCGUUUUAGUGGUUGUGUUGUUUCUGCCAUAUUCACGCCCUCCUGAACUAUUAAUAACAAACACGUCAUUUUUUGAAAAUGCUCGUGCAUCAUUUACAUUUUAUAUCCGUGCAUCACCUCGUAGACACAAAUAUAUACUCGCUAUUACUAUUUUCUUGACCGCGGCGCUUUCUCUUUUAGGGAAACAAAGUACAGAAAUUCUGUAUCAACUGAAUGCACCGUUUUGUUGGUCUUCUAUCAAAGUUGGAUAUUACUCGGCGAUUUCAUUAUCCUCAACAAUGGUUUUAGGCGUUGCAAUCGUCAAGGUUUUGCAUAAUUUUUUCUCUGAGGAAACAAUCGCCAUCUUUAGUGGUAUCUCCGGCAUAGCAGCGUGUACGGUGGAGGCGUUUGCCAUCAAAGACGUCGUGCUAUUCAUGGUGCCAGUAAUUGGUUUCCUAAGUGCAUUAGUUUUCCCGAUGACUCGAUCGAUACUGUCCAAGCUUACUUCACCGGACAGACAGGGUGCCCUAUUUGCCGGAAUAGCUGUUGUGGAGAUAGUUGCAAACCUCGGAAGUAAUGCUGGAGCGGCGGCCAUCUACAUAGCAACUGUUGGUACCAUGCGAGGAUUCGUCUUCCUCUGUUUUGCCGGCCUGUCCUUUGUAACCACAUGUCUUCUCUUAAUUUAUCGUAUCAUAAAUAGAAGAUCGCAAACCGUACCUAUAGCGAAUGUGACCGCAGACACCACUGGUACACAAGUAUUGACACAACACGAGGGAGACUGAGAUUAACUUUCUGACAGAACAUAUACUGUUCAUUUCCAAAUGUUUAUUCUUUUUCGAAAAUCGUACCAGAGGUCAGUCCUCCAUUUUCAUGUUAGGAGACAUUUUAAUGAUGGAACACAGGUACACUAAAGAAGAGCAUCUUAAGGGGAUGUUUGAAAUAUCACGUGGUAUGUGUUGGAAAUUGAGUUAUAUCUAACUCAGCUUAAACUUUUUCUUUGUUGCGUUUUUUUUUUUUUUAUUAUUUUUAAAGAAAAGUUGCCUACACUUAUUAAUUGUAAUAUGAUAAUGGUAUAGAAAUGUUGGUACAUAUCUAAUGUAAUUGUUAACCUUUAACAACUUCUCGUUAUGUGAUUCUUUGUGAUAUGGACGUGAUUUUAUUUUAGAACUUCAUUGCUGUGUAGUGAAAAAUCAAUAGUUCUCAUAAGAUAUCACUAAAAUAUUCUUCUUUGCAAUGUUAUAAAGCAGAAAUUGUAAUUGAGAUAUGGACAUAUUUAUUAUAAUUUUCAAUCCAAUCCUGGCAUUUGAUUUUAAGACCUAUAUGUCAUAAAGGAUUAUACUACACCAACAAUUAAUUAGCUCAAUCUAAUGAAGUAAUGAUUCAUUAAUUAAUGUUUUUAAAAUUCUCCACAAAUAUUAUUUAUCACGUUUUAAAGAGUACGUUUAAACCAAUUUUAUUUUCACGGAAAGCAUAUGUUGUUCAACACAGACAAUCUCAUCCACAAAGUUCCUGUUACCUUAUGAAAAAAUUAUCAUGAAAAAGUCCAGAUAGUGUGAUAGAAAAUUACUCAGUGAUUUCGUUCGGUGUAAUUUAUUCAAUAGAAUAAUGCAUUCAGAAGAAAUGAAGCGAGUUAUUUUUACAAACUUCUACAAACUAUAUACUAGGUACAAGUAAAUCAAUAUUCUAUGUUUUUUUGUAUUACGUAUACCUAAGUGUUUAUAUAAUGUAUGGAUGUAUGUAUUACGUAUACCUAAGUAUUUAUAUAAUGUAUGUUUGUGUGUAUUACGUAUACCUGAUCAUUGAUAAUGUCUGUAUGUGUGUAUUACAUAUACCUGAUCAUUGAUAAUGUCUGUAUGUGUGUAUUACAUAUACCUGAUCAUUGAUAAUGUAUGUAUGUGUGUAUUACGUAUACCUGAUCAUUGAUAAUGUAUGUAUGUGUGUAUUACGUAU